Lecanosticta acicola is the source of this 510-nucleotide messenger RNA. NCBI's taxonomy places the organism in Eukaryota, Fungi, Ascomycota, Dothideomycetes, Mycosphaerellales, Mycosphaerellaceae. The record is from the annotation of a GenBank genome assembly.
AUGGCAAUAAUACAUUCGCCAGCCAAGUCUGACACGCUCGUUCGGCUGCACUAUGAGUUGAUUGACGGCAUUCUGCUACUCCAGGGGACGCACUACGGAGACGAAGCCGACGUGGGAGAAUCGAACCUGGAAGCGAUGUCCAUAGAGCAGUCCGUCUUUCACUCAUACGAACAGCGUUGUCACAUCAAAUCGGCGUUCGACGUGAUCGACACAGUCCAGAAUCUGGGCGGCGGACUUCCCACUCGCUUCUAUGCCAAGACCCUCGAGUACACUGAUUUGGUUCCGGGAACGGACGAUAGCGCAGACCGUGACUACGUUGAUGAUGCGCUGGGCGCGAACGCUCAGGUGGACUAUUGGGGUGGUAAUGCUCCUCGAUUGGAGAGCAUCAAGAAGCAAUAUGAUCCGGACAAUGUAUUUUGGAACCCACAGAUUAUUAGGGCUCGGAAUGGGAUGCUCAAGGAGAAAGACGUUGCCUUGGCAGGCGUUGAUCCAUCCUGGAUGGCCUCGUGA